Messenger RNA from Helobdella robusta, 612 nucleotides. RefSeq lists its product as hypothetical. The record is from RefSeq and is a predicted model, not a curated record. Lineage: Eukaryota; Metazoa; Annelida; Clitellata; Rhynchobdellida; Glossiphoniidae. The transcript is spliced from 2 exons. The coding region runs from base 1 to 612 and encodes 203 amino acids.
AUGGCUAAUAAGGAUAAGAGUCUCUGCUGUGAGUGUAAUAAGGUUUGUACAGCUGAUAAUUUAUGCUGCAUUACAUAUAGGGUGUUCUGCCACCCAAAAUGUGGUGGAAUAACAGAAGAUUUAUUUAAAAAAAUAGCCAAAAUAUCCAAUUUUAUAUGGAGUCAUAGUAAUUGUUUGAGUGUGAGUACAAGUAAUUUGGAAUAUGCUAGAAGUUUUGGUGACAUUAAAGAAAAACAAGAGGCGAUGGAUGCAAAAUUGACAGUCUUACAGGAGGGGUACAAUAAAUUAUUAGAAACCAUCAAGGUUAUGAAUGUUUCAAUUAAAAAUACAGAAACUAAUUCAGAUGGUCUUGUUACAGAGUGUGAUAUAACAAAAUAUCACAGGUUAAAGAGCUCUGGAGAUAGACGAAGGCCUGUUUUAAUUAAAUUCAAUGAUAGAAGUAAAAAAAAUUUGAUAAUGGAGAAUUUGUGUAAGAUAAAGUACUUAGAAACUGAGUUAACUAAAAUAGGUGUAUCCCAUGAUUUGAAUAAAGAACAUGGGGAAGAGAGGAAAAAGCUUGUAGAGGAAGCAAAAGAAAAACAGAAGAAUAAUCAGAAUAAUAAUAAAGAAUAA